Messenger RNA from Bactrocera oleae (olive fruit fly), 4952 nucleotides. RefSeq names its product SAM-motif ubiquitously expressed punctatedly localized protein (gene Samuel). Gene Ontology annotation, cellular component: nucleus. Gene Ontology annotation, molecular function: chromatin binding; histone binding. The record is from RefSeq and is a predicted model, not a curated record. NCBI's taxonomy places the organism in Eukaryota, Metazoa, Arthropoda, Insecta, Diptera, Tephritidae. Gene Ontology annotation, biological process: negative regulation of DNA-templated transcription.
UAUGCUUAGUCAAAGAGUGUUAAGAAUAGAGAGCGGGUGAUGAUCAUAUAAACAAUUGGAAGCACUGAAAAAUCUCUCGCCAAUUUUUGAGAAUCAGUUGUUUUUGCAACGCUUUUGCGUGGAGGUCGUAUUCUAUCUGGAGUGCGCACGAGUCAAAGCAAACGAGCAAGUGAAACGAACAUUAAAUGUGCAUAUUCAAUAUACAUACGUACAUUAAUAGGAGUGCUAUAUAUAAUUAUAAAUCGUGGGGGCAGAAUAUGUCAAAUCGUGUCAAUCAAUAAUACAAACAGACUACAAAGUGAGAUGUAGUGGAAUUGCGACGGUGGCAAAGUCAAUUACAAUAGAAUAUGCACAAUGGAACUUAACAUUUUUAGAGUAAAUUGAUAGGUGUUGAGCAUGUAUAAGUGAAAAAAAUUUAAAAAGUACGAGUUUGAUAAAAAAAAAUGCAAAUUUCAGUUUUGUCGGAAGUUGUAUGUGCGGAUUGAUAAGUAGCGAACUGACUACUGAAAGAAAAAUGAAAAGCCAAAUAAACAGUGCGAAUAAGUUGAAAUGAUUCUCUUUCUCAGUGAAUGCCAAUCUGUUGUCACCAGAACUUGAUGAAUGUAAAUGUAUAAACUCUGAAUAUAAGUAUAUAGUAUAUAUAAGUACUUGUACGCCCAAUGAUAUUAUAAAGCAGUCAUCAAUUGCAGUGCCUACGAUAACAAACAGACUUUCCUUAUCUUUCAUCAGCAUCUGCACUGUGAGAUCCCACCACGCCUGUUGAGCAAGAAAAAGCAGCAAUCACAAAACGUUUGGCGACGGUAAUGAUUUUGUGAUGUAUAAAUCACUAUAUACAAAACAAAUCUGUAAUACAGCAGAGAUUUUCCAACAAUUAACAAUUACGUUAACUUCAACAGUAGCAGUGAUAGCAGUACCAAUAGAUCAUGGAUAAACUUUCAUAGUUUAUAACCGAACCAAUAACAACAAUAAUAGAAGCAAACACAGAAGCACAACAGUUAUAAGAAAAUUUGCUUAUUCGCGCUGCCAUUAUUAUCAAAUAUUGCAGGUUUUACUGCCACUACAUCGGUCUCAGCUGUCCAGAAAAUGAUCAGUGAACAGUCUCUAACGCUGGCUUUUCGUGGUGGAGUUAGUUUAAUCGAUAAGCAAUUGAGGAGUAUUGGUGCAAAUCCGAUUACUUCCUCUUCAACCGCAGCGGCUGCCUAUCAAUAUUUAGAUUUAACAGCGUCAUCGGAGAAACAUAAUAUGUUAAAUAAUAUCAAUAUGGAGUCGACGACAAGUAAUACAAUUAAAAAUUGUAACAUCAGUUCAAAUAUCAAUAAUAGGAAUAACUGCAGCAAUAAUAUAAUCAACAAUGUAAUGAUUAAUCAAGUGCCUAAUACUCUCAGUGGUUCUGCUGGUGGUGCAGCUAACGCUAACCUAUCAAACAGUUCUUAUCAAAAAUAUUGCCCACAAUUGCAGUCAUUCCAAACAAAUCCUCAGAAACAACAAACAGCUAAAAAGAAACAACUACAAAAUAUCUCUAACAAUGUGAAGAGUGAAAGACUUAGUCCAGGAACCAACGGAGAUCAUCAGUCAUCAAUAUCGAGAUCCCGAAGCACCACACCUUCAUCGUUCCGUGGUCCUUCUCCACAACAAAUUUUUUCGGAAGCCCUAAUGCCACUAACUUCGCUCUUGCGUAUUCAAGAAGUCACCUCUGCGGGGCAUCAAACUCCAUGCGUUACUGCUGCUAGCACGGAUACGGCUGAUUUAGGAAAGACAACAACUGUGUUUCAGACAGAUUUUUCGUCGAGGAACUAUUCCGAUAUUAUGCGCAGUUUAGCAGCGAAAUAUAAUGAUGUCAACGCAAUAAACUCCAUUUCGACUCGUAAUCAAUUUUUUGAUACUUCAUCGUCGACUUCUUCUAUUCCCAUUGUCAACAAGAAUGUAAAUCAGAAAAGUGGCAAUAGGAACGUUGCUGGGGCUUUGUCGGGUUCCUUGACAAGUAAAGAUGCAUCGCCUCAAUUGAUACCUCGAUUAUCCAUGUCUCAAGGGGAAGUAGCGGUAGCGGCUGCUGCCGCUUCAUUUCUGAGUAGUCUCCCAUUCUCACAAAGUGUGUGUCUCCCAAUGAUAGAUAUGAGCAGUACUCAAGCAUUGAUUACUUUGGCGCGUGCAGCUAAAGAAGCAGAGGUACAGACCAUACUUCGAUCUUUCCAGCAAAACUCAAAGCAAAUGAACUCCAAUUCAAUCUUAUCGCAUCCCAACCUCGGUGUAGCAUUGCAACAGGCCGCUCAAUAUGUAUCACCUGCGCUCAGUGUUCCCGUCCAGCAGAUUGCGCCUUCACAACAGUCUAGUCCUCAGUAUAAAUCAAUUUCUACAUCAACUAGCUCCAGUGUUUCAACAUCCAAAAGAAAAUCGACACCAUCCACAAGCACAACCACCGUACCGCUUGACUUGAGCUCUCAACCCCCAGCGACUAAAAGAUUUAAAGUGGAAUUAAACGCAGCAAGCCAAAGUAACGAAUCAUAUGGGUUGAAUGUAUCUAUUGGACGUAUCUUAUCAAAUGAAGUAAAAUCCUCCCCAUCACCAAUGUCUGAAAAGAAAUUAGUCCCUGGUUCCACGAAGAAUAAUGCCCGCUUAACCUUUUCACCGGAACCAUCCACGCCCUGCAAUACUGCUAUUCUAAAAUGUCAAGCUGAAAGUGUGGAAAUCGCCCAAUGGACAGUGGACGACGUGUGUGCUUUUGUAGGUGAUAUUGAUAUCUGCGCAGACUACGUUCAUCAUUUUCGUGAUCAAUGCAUUGAUGGCAGUGGAUUGCCCUUGCUAACUGAAGAUCAUUUGCUUAAUUCUUUGGGUAUGAAAUUGGGACCCGCAUUGAAAUUACGGUCAAAAUUAGCGAAGAGACUCGGUGGUCCCUGCCCAUGUGUGGCAUGCAUUGCACGAGCACGGCAAAUGCUAGUUUUGCAAGCAGAAUCUAAGAAUGAUCAACCAAAGACUGCUAUAAUGUCUACCGAAUGUUCGCCAACAGAAAUUAAUACCAUAGGAUGUGAGGAAAGUGUUGAACUUCCCAAAAUCAAAGACACAAAUGAUACAACAAAAGAAACCUUUAAAAAUAUACAUAAAGUUUCACAAAAUCAGCAGUUACUUGCGGAAGGACGAGAAACAAAGAUAUGCAGCAUUAGUGACAAUAAUGAUAGAACCAACAAUUGCAGCUCACUUAAACUACAAAUAUGCGCCAACAUAUAUAAAAAUGAAACAAACAACAACCAUCACAACAAUGACGAAGUAAAUAUAGAGAAUUUUAAUACCGGAACAAACGUUAAUGAUAAAACAUCUAGUUACAUUCUCGAUACCACUUUUAAAUCCCAAUCUAAUGAUAUCUGUUUAAAUAAUAAAAAAAGUUCCACUAACAGCAACGUCGUACUGGGAAGCCAGUUUGGAAACUUAUCGGAUGAGGGUAGUUAGUUUUGGAUCUAUUACUGCUUUUGUUUACGAAUUUUAUGGUUGAAAGAAGUUUUUAUUUAAAAUUUUCAUGUGUACAUGCGUAUAACAUUUUAUAAAUUUAUUUAAAAUUUUCUUGAAGUAAAAUAUGUGUAAAAACUAAUCUUUAAAACUCUCAAAAACUUAGCAGCUAUUUUUAAUUUGCUCAUAAUAAAUAUAGCAAGGCAUAAAAUAUGCACAAUGAUAGUCAGUCCAUUUGUGCAUAUCGCAAUAAGAAUUUUCAUAAUUUGCAGUAAGGCGAACAUGCCGAUAAUAUUACGUUUAAUAUAUGUAAGUUUUACAACUCUCCAGUUAUAUAAAUGUUUUACCGAUUGCAUAAACAUUUCAGUCAAACACUUGACCUAAAACUUACAAAUAAAUAAAAUUUUGGGAAUAUGUUAGUUAUCUUUAAAGCAAAAUAUUUAAUGAUAGUAAUUUCAAAAUUUGACUCUAAAGAAACAUAAAGAAGAAGUAAAUUUCUAGAGUGAAUGAAUGUAACAAAAUUUUAAAAUUUAAAUGUAAUGUAAGGGUGCGUUCGAGCUACCUAAUAAUUGCAGCAAUACAGUUUGUUGCAUAUUUGCUGAUACUCUGCUGUUAUGCAAACAAAAAUUUAGUGUUGCCGAAAGUGACAGUAGAAUCACGUUCUACUGUGUGCCAAAAUUCACGCAGAACGUGAUUUGCAACACUGCUGUCGUGAUCGCCAUCUCGAACGCACCCUAACAGUAACGGUAACACAUUAUUAAAUUACUAAAAUUCAAAAUUUUCGCGUUUUACUUCAAACGAGACUACGAAAUUUUUCACCGAAAGCCGUUUAAAAAAUGUAUUUACAUAUUAUAUAUAAAGCAUUUAUAUCUAGUACUCAAAUUUAUGAGUCGUAAACAUUUCAUAUAAAUUUUGAGUUCCAGUUUUUUAAAAAGCAUAUUGCUUUAUAUGGGUUAUAAGUGAAUAUUAUAAACAACAAGAGAUCAAAGUCUUCCACUGACAUUGUUAUAAAUAAAAUAUUUUAGCAGGAAACUUGCACAAUGUAAUAUGUAUAUGUAAUUUCUUUUAAAGACAAGAGUACAUGAACACAUUUGAAGGAUCCUUGUAAAUUAAUAUGAUUUCGUUUUUAUACUGUUACUAUACUUAUGAGUAAUUUUUAAAGCCGAAAAGAUUUAUUAGUCAAAUUAUUAUGCGAACUACCUUCUGUAUCCACCCUAUAAAAAGUACUUAAGUUUCUAGAAACAUUUAGUUUAGCAUGUAAUAUUUAAUGUAAUCUUCGUUUAUAUUUAAGGAAUAAGCAAUAUAGUCAACUUUGAUACAAUACACAUAUUAUACAUAUAUAUAUUUUAUUAAAUUACUGAUUUAUUGAUAAGUUAUUUAUUCCUAGUCAGUAUAAGAUAAUCAAUAUUUAUGGAUAUAAUCGUGCGCUUUAUGCAAAAUGCCAAAAUUUGUUCAACAUUAUUAUUUAAAACAUUUCUAUCUUUAUGAAAUUAAAAUAUCCCUAGCAUUCAUAA